Daphnia pulicaria is the source of this 761-nucleotide messenger RNA. RefSeq names its product protein timeless-like. Gene Ontology annotation, biological process: DNA repair; DNA replication checkpoint signaling; replication fork arrest. Lineage: Eukaryota; Metazoa; Arthropoda; Branchiopoda; Diplostraca; Daphniidae. Gene Ontology annotation, molecular function: DNA binding. The record is from RefSeq and is a predicted model, not a curated record. The transcript has 2 exons. Gene Ontology annotation, cellular component: replication fork protection complex. The coding region runs from base 1 to 654 and encodes 217 amino acids.
AUGGCUUAUUCGUCUAACGACCCGGCUGCUACCGACGCAGCCAGUUGGUUGGUUAAACUGGAGGAAUCGUGUUCGUCCCUGAAUUCUGCUGAAUGUCAACCGGAUGAUAUUCCGCUCUCCAAACAUCAAAUGGAUGCAGAGGAUCGUCUUACCGAGCAUUGGCUGGAAGCGAUUGACGAAUACGAUCCGUUUGGCGUAGGAAUUCAAAGCGACAUUCCGUUGCAAAUUCAGAUUCUGGUCGAAGCUGGAUUUCAAAAGCAGGUGGAAUGGAUUCAAUCUCGCUUGUUAUCCGCCUGCUCCGCACGUGUGGCCAGCAUCACCUGCCAAAGCGUUGCCCAAACCAGCAAGUCCAUUUACUACGUCACUCUGAGAUGUAAUUCGGCGUGCCCGAUUUUACCACGCGACGUGGAGGACUCGUCGGCCCUGCGUUCGGGAUUGUUCCGCUUUGCAAUGACCGAAUUAAAUCUGUAUCCGUCGACGCCGCACACUCUGCUCUACCCGCGCAUUCCGCUCGAGUGGUCGGCCGACACGCUCUACUCCGUCGCCCGGCUCCUGGGUCCCGUCCGCCAGAGCCAAGUUGAUUUCAAUUUGUCGUCGGUGAAGCCGGUCCCGUUACCGUUUAUCGAUUGGCCAGCAGCAGCAGCGCAACUUUGACUUGCUGGGCGUGAUUGCUGCGCUGAUGCCGGCCGGCCGUACGUCUGUUCAUGUUCAAUCACUUUUCGUCAUUGCCGGAAUUUUAUAGAUUUCUGCACCUGUCAAUU